Messenger RNA from Mycotypha africana, 919 nucleotides. RefSeq lists its product as uncharacterized. Gene Ontology annotation, biological process: mRNA splicing, via spliceosome; P-body assembly. NCBI's taxonomy places the organism in Eukaryota, Fungi, Mucoromycota, Mucoromycetes, Mucorales, Mycotyphaceae. The coding region runs from base 241 to 534 and encodes 97 amino acids. The record is from RefSeq and is a predicted model, not a curated record. The transcript is spliced from 3 exons. Gene Ontology annotation, cellular component: P-body; Lsm1-7-Pat1 complex; catalytic step 2 spliceosome. Gene Ontology annotation, molecular function: RNA binding.
CUGAAACUGAGUAAGCUUCUCUAUUUGUUCUUCGUUUAAAGCGCUUACAGACACCAUUCCAGUUGUGAAGAAUUGAAGACUAACAACAAAGAUAGAAAAGGAGAUUUAUGCCAAAAAUGAAAUUCUUAUGCUUUUGUUGGUUUCGGAAUCUUUUUUAAAGCCGAAGAAGCAGAAAGAAAAAGAAGUAGGCAUUUUUGACUCUCAACUUUCCCUUUUUGCGAAACAAAACAACAAACAGAAAUGGCCGAAGUGAGUAAUGCAGCAACUAUGGAUGUAGGAUCCGUUGAGGAACCACUCGAUCUUGUUCGACUUUCCUUAGACGAACGAAUUUACGUGAAGCUGAGAGGCGAUCGUGAAUUACGUGGUGUUUUACAUGCAUAUGAUGGCCACUUAAACAUGGUAUUGGGCGAAGUUGAGGAGACCAUUACCAUUGUCGAGGUGAAUGAGGAAUCCUUAGAAGAAGUCAUCAGAACUGUGCAAAGAAAUUUUGAGAUGCUAUUUGUACGUGGUGAUGGUGUUAUAUUGGUAAGUUAGAAAGAACACUGUAGGUAAUGCUUUUCUUUCAUAACUGACACUGUCGUAGGUCUCUCCACCAUCAAGAACAUAAUAUUUAUACACUUCCAAAUAACCCCAGCACCAUCCACUAACAUUAAUAAUUGGCACAGUUCAUAUGUAGAACUAUGCUUACAAAAGAGUAAUACUUGUAUAAUACACGUCGGUACAACUCCAUAACUCAAAUAUAACUGUGCGGUUGUAUGUGUUCAGAUUACAUUAAACAGAGAUGUUCUUUGACAAAACGCUAGCCUACUAAUGUUGUGAGAGAACAAAAACCAAUAAGAACAGGAUGUUAUCAUACUUUAACCGGCUAAAAUGAUGUGAAUGAUUUUAUGAAAUAAUAUAGGCAAAGAUACGUAUUUCC